Messenger RNA from Harmonia axyridis, 1953 nucleotides. Its product is annotated as dolichyl-diphosphooligosaccharide--protein glycosyltransferase subunit 1. The coding region runs from base 1 to 1437 and encodes 478 amino acids. NCBI's taxonomy places the organism in Eukaryota, Metazoa, Arthropoda, Insecta, Coleoptera, Coccinellidae. The transcript has a single exon. The record is from RefSeq and is a predicted model, not a curated record. Gene Ontology annotation, cellular component: oligosaccharyltransferase complex; membrane.
AUGACGAUUUAUAAAAUGCUUAAGAUUUUCUUAUUAGUUAUUUCAUCAAUUUUGAUAGCUAAUGCCCAAUUACAGAUUGAACAUGCCCAAUUACAGAUUGAGCAUGCCCAAGUACAGAUUGAGCCUAAGCUUGUUAACAAAAAUGUAGAACGAUCUAUUGACUUGACAUCCCAGUUGGUUAAAAUUACAGCAACGAUAACCUUAGAAAAUAUUGGAACUUCGCCGAUUUCCAAUUACCUUGUAGUUCUUGAGCCAGCAACUGAAGGUAAUCUCUCAUUUAUAUCAGCAAAAGAUGCUCUCAAAGAAGAUUUGAAAAUAAAACCUGUGGUUGUAAAUAGUCACAAGGACAAAGUUUUCUACAAUCUUGCAUUGAAACAGCCUGUCGGAGCAUCUAGAACUGCUACAAUAAUUUUAGAGUGUGUAUUCACCGGAGCUGUAGAACCAUAUCCCCAUGAAAUUGCACAAAAAGACAAACAGCUUGUGAGGUACUACGGAAGCCAUUAUUUUUACACCCCUUAUAAAACAACUAAGCAGACGACUACUGUCACCUUGAGUUCAAGAAACAUCGAGAACUUUACCAAAUUGAAGCCAGUAUCUCAGUCUGAGACUGCUAUAAAUUAUGGUCCUUACACUGAUAUAACACCUUUCAGUUUGGAUGUAAUGAAUAUUCAUUAUGAAAACAAUUCACCCUUCUUGACAGUUACACGUUUACAAAGAUUGAUCGAAAUUUCACACUGGGGAAACAUAGCUGUUGAGGAAAAUAUUGAUAUUAUCCACAGUGGUGCAACUUUAAAGGGACCUUUUUCUAGAUAUGAUUAUCAAAGAGAUACAAGCAGUAAUCACCAUAGUAUCAAAUCCUACAAAACAAUUUUACCAGCAGCAGCAUAUAAUAUUUACUAUAGAGAUAGUAAUGGAAAUAUAUCAACAUCAACAGUUCGUACAAAAAAAGAUUGGAUAGAAUUAGAAUUGAGACCAAGGUUUCCUCUGUUCGGAGGUUGGAGAAGUUCAUACACUUUAGGAUAUAAUGUUCCAAGUUAUCAAUAUUUGUACAAAAAGGGUGGAAAUGAAUAUGUACUUUCUAUGAGACUUUUGGAUCACAUAUAUGAUGAUAUGUAUGUCGAGGAGCUUGAAACCAAUGUGGUACUUCCUGUUGGUGUGAAGAAUGUCAAAUUAUCUACCCCUUAUGAAGUUCAACGUUUGGAAGAUGGCAAAACUUACAAAUAUUUAGAUAAUCUGGGUCGUGUGGUAAUACGCUUGAAGAAAACUAAUCUUGUAGAGCAACACAUACAAGAUUUGGAAAUAACAUAUGAGUGGGACACAAUCCUUCUUAUACAUGAGCCUAUUUUAUUAGCACUAGCACUAUUUGUUUUGUUCAUUAUUGUUAUAAUCUAUGUGAGACUGGACUUUUCUAUCAAUAAGUCUGAGAAGAAAGAAUAAUCAAUAUUCUAUAUAUAUUUUUUCAGAGUGACUGAAGUUGUAUAAAUUUUUUCAUAAAUUGGCUUUCGAUAAAAGUAAGUUUUUUGAACCAACCCUGAAUUCAGACAUCCAAAAUGUUGUUUUAUUGUUCUGAUUGAAAAUGCUCUCAUACUUUUAUCAAAUGUUUGAGAUACAUAUGCACAAUCCAACAGAAGAAAAUUUUGGCUAACAGUAUUUUCUUUAAUGAAUUUAGUUAUAGUCAAUUUUGUACUGAUUAAUCAGAAUAUAUUGAGCAUUUAAUAUGAAUAAAUCAGAAUAUAUAUUUAAUAACUUAUGGCAAACCAUACACUUGUAACAAAAUAUUUAGUGUAAUUUAAAUACAUUAUUUCCUUUUAAAUAUUAUUGUUGUCCCCAGUGUAGUGCACCUGUUGUAAGAGACCAUAGUUUCCAUUGAUAAAUGUCACAUUUAUUUGUUAUUCCAUGCCUUCUAAUGUAUUUCCUGAUUCAGUUAAUGUCAAUAAAUUCUAUAUCUCUUCA